Molecule: messenger RNA, 723 nt
Organism: Saccharomyces cerevisiae S288C
Lineage: Eukaryota; Fungi; Ascomycota; Saccharomycetes; Saccharomycetales; Saccharomycetaceae
Gene: YPL077C
Exons: 1
Coding region: 1-723 (240 amino acids)
Source: RefSeq, marked reviewed
AUGAAAGAUCUCCAGAAAAAAAGCUCAGUACGAAGGCAAAUCACGAAUGAAGACGAUGAACGGUAUGGGGAGGACAGCAUCCAUGACCUUCCCAGGACAAUACCAAAUGUAAAUCCCUAUAUUAGAAAUUCAGGAUUUAGGCCAUCUUAUUCUUCCCAAAUUCCUUCGACAAGGAGUCUAUUCAAUAACUAUUAUAACCGUUCAAGUGCUAACACAGUUGGUAAUGACACAAUAGAUACCGAUAGUGUUAGCUAUAACGGAGUUGCCAAAUUCCGGAGAAAUAGCGUAGAUAUACCGCUACAGACACAUAACAGACUGGAAGUACGGCCUAUAAUCGACAGACAAGACUAUUUGUGGAGAGAAAUAGAUGCCCUAGAUGACGUUAAAAGACAGGCGCAGGCAACAGAAUUGUAUGAUCAGUUUCCUCCAGGGUUCGAGAACAAACUGAUGCAAUUAAGGCAAGCACAUAGUAAACUACUUCAAGUCUUGAGGGACCGCAAUGCUAAAAUAGAAGAGGAACAACGUCGUGAAGUGGCGGUCGCAACCGCUGCUGCCAUGAUGACUAGAACGCCAUCACCAACAGGAAAAUCCGUCGGAGAUGAAGCUACAAGCAACAACAUGCAUAGUAGCAGCGCAAUUAGAAAUCCAAAUGGACCAACCGUUGAUCCUGAAGAAGGAAAGUACAUUCAAGAGCUGGUGAACACUAUAAGGGAAUUACAAUAG